AUGGGUGCCGUCGAGAGCUACCGCAUUGGUGGCCUUGAGGGCUUCCAAGAGGUUGAGGACCCCCUGUACCCCGGUGGUGCCUUCGACCCCCUGGGUCUGGCUGAUGACCUCGAUGCCCUUGCUGAGCUGAAGGUGAAGGAGCUGAAGAACUGCCGCCUCGCCAUGGUGUCAAUGUUCGGAUUCUUCGUCCAGGCCAUCGUCACCGGCAAGGGCCCCCUGGAGAACCUGUCCGACCAUCUGGCUGACCCCACCCUCAGCCCCCCCUUCUAUGCCCUCGUUCCUCUUCCAGGCCUAGUCCUGUCCAACCCUUCUCCCCCUUUCCCCAAGCUGAGGUUUCUCCAGGUCUCGCUCCCAGCCUAG
This is a messenger RNA of Closterium sp. NIES-65, 360 nucleotides long. The record is from the annotation of a GenBank genome assembly. Lineage: Eukaryota; Viridiplantae; Streptophyta; Zygnematophyceae; Desmidiales; Closteriaceae.